Messenger RNA from Anneissia japonica, 857 nucleotides. RefSeq lists its product as uncharacterized. The record is from RefSeq and is a predicted model, not a curated record. Lineage: Eukaryota; Metazoa; Echinodermata; Crinoidea; Comatulida; Comatulidae. The coding region runs from base 441 to 830 and encodes 129 amino acids. The transcript is spliced from 2 exons.
GUAUUUUAAAGAUUAUAGGAUCUUGUUAUAAAACAUGUUGCAACUAACUUGUAUUUUGAAACAAAACUCUUAACAAAACAUAAUAGUUAUUGUCCUAAUCAUUCAUUCACCAUCUCACUUUGGUUAUUAGUUUAUGAGUUCACCGUAGAGUAUGGAAAACAUAGGCCUACCUACCAGAUACCUGUACAGUAUCGCCAAUAUCAUUUUGGUUACCAAGCAACAUGGAGCGUCUCGUACGCAUGCGAGUGUGAAGAACUUUGCGCGCGUCAUAGUAACUAGGAAACGUUUUGUGUAUUUUGUCCAUUUUCGAGACGAGUAGCUAGAUCGGUACCAGUGAAUAAACUUUUUUUAAGAUGGACUUUUUAUUUCAAAUAGCUCUCUUAAGCACAUUGAAUGUAAAAGGUAAGGUUUUCUGAAGUAUUUGUAUCUUUUGUACAAUUAUGAGUAAAACAUAUCAGCAAGAAAUACGAUAUAACGUAACUUCAAGAAUAGUAUUAAUUAUUUUAAUAUUCUUAACAAUUGUGUUACUGUUAGCAUCUGGAUGGAUAUCAGAAUGGACAAUGGGACCCCCGUGCGAUGACCACCAGCAGGAUGGGUAUUGGAGCCAACGUUGUGAUGGUUAUCAAUUGGCAGAUGACAUAUUUGAUGAGCCCGAGGUUUCAGAUGAUGCUUGGAUGAUCAGCUUCCUUCUACUUUCUUUGUUUCUCGUUAUAUUGCUACUCAAUACCGAAAAUGUGUAUAGACGAAUGACAAUGUUGUAUUCGACUGAAUCCCCAAAAGUCUGGACAAGAACUUCGCAAUCAAAGCGACUACACCGUCUUGAAAAAUAAAAUGCAAUUAAAUACUUAUUGCAAAAA